AUGGCGGCCCCCCAACCGGUCGCGUCUCCUAGGCGCAGUCGAGGUUUCAGUCUGAGGUCGGAGAACUCCCAUAAUUCCAACAACUCUGGCAAGAAUAAAACCCAUCAUCGCACCGAAUCCGCCGAGGAGAAGGCAAAACGCAAUCUACAUACCAAAGCCGACCCGAUGGUUGCUAUGAGCGAAGCGCAACCCAUGACGGUUGCUCUGGAGAAAUCGAAUCUGGGCUCGUUGAGGGACAUGGAGCACAAGGAUCAAUACGGGAAUGCAAUAACCGAACCCGAUCUUUCCAAUCCAACCCGUCCUCGUUUUGAGCGCCCGUUGGACACCAUUCGGUCCUUUGAGGCCGCAAUAUAUGGCACCUACAGUAGUCGACCAGUUUCGUACGCGAAAACAGACUAUGAGCCGACUCCCGGACCUGAUUAUACCAGUAGACGCAGCAGCUAUUUUGGAGCACCCAAUGGACAUCUGAAUCGGGGCUAUAGCGAACAAGGCGCAUACCAUAAUGGCCGAGGGACGUAUUCGCGACCGGACAGUUUCGUCGAUAAUUAUGGCGACGGGCCCCCUCCGGAGAACCAUUAUCCCUAUAAUCAGGGUGGCAGAAGACCGCGACGCCAUCCUCGCAUGAAGUCCGAGCACGCAAUGUACGGGCAAAAUUACGGUCAGAAUGGUUAUGCUCCGAACGGGCACUCGCAGAACGGCUACCACAAAUCCUAUGAGAAUGUAACGGCGGCGUCAGGCUCAGGCAGCAACACCGACCAAUGGGGCAAUUCGACUGAUCCCAGUUCCGUGAACAGUUCUAUCGACCAGCUCCAGCAACAACAGCAGAUCCAACGGAUGGAAGAGAGAGCGAUGGCAGAGAACUACGGAUUCCAGGGAUUUGGCCCAGGGCCCAACCUGGAGGGUCAGGCAAUGUCCGGGGCGGCUGGGCCGGCGCCCGGAAGGAUCAACCUGAGCAAAGAUUCCCCGGCCACCGAUCCGACAGCUGGCGGCCCCGUGGGCGGGCCUGUUGGUGGACCAUCAGCUGCGACUGCCGCACCCACUCGUCGCCAUUUGCGCAAAGCGACCAAUGCUUCGGACGUCAGCGAUACAAACACAAAACGCAAGAGCUGGUUCAAGCGACGCUUUAGCAAGAACAAUUAG
Molecule: messenger RNA, 1140 nt
Organism: Aspergillus melleus
Lineage: Eukaryota; Fungi; Ascomycota; Eurotiomycetes; Eurotiales; Aspergillaceae
Exons: 5
Coding region: 1-1140 (379 amino acids)
Source: RefSeq, a predicted model, not a curated record